UUCUUUCUCAAAACUUGUGCCAGUCUGAGAGCAAGGCCACUGGAUCUGUGAACACUGAACACAAAUCGAUCAAUGGCCAACUAAGGGCGUGUCUAGGGUUUAUUGCCCUAAUUAUGGCAAAAUUUAAUGCCGCCAGCCACCUCAGUCCAGUCCUCACUCACUCCCAUAAUCACUCUAUUUUUGGAAACAAAGCCUUCUCAUCCUUUCUACAUAUAGUAGUAACUCGUAAGUAGUUGUCCCCGUUUUGUAUCCCGGUUAAUUCUGUGUUCCCUCGUUCAUCCUGUCGGAAAAAAUGGCAAGAGACAAGAUUCAGAUCAGGAAAAUCGACAACGUCACGGCGAGGCAGGUCACUUUCUCCAAGAGAAGAAGAGGCCUUUUCAAGAAAGCCGAGGAACUCUCUGUUCUUUGCGAUGCUGACGUCGCUCUCAUCGUCUUCUCUUCUUCUGCCAAGCUCUUUCACUAUUCUAACUCCAGCAUGAGGGAAAUACUUGAAAAACGUAAUCUCCACUCCAAGAACCUUCAGAAAAUGGGGCUGCAGCCAUCUGUUGAAUUGCAGCUGGUAGAGAAUAGUAACCAUUCCAGAUCGAGCAAGGAAAUUGCUGAGAAAACCCAACGGCUAAGGCAAAUGAGGGGAGAGGAGCUUCAAGAAUUGAGUAUUGAAGAGUUGCAGCAGUUGGAGAGGUCCCUUCAAAUAGGUUUGGACCAUGUUAUCAACAAAAAGGGUGAAAAGAUUAUGAAGGAAAUAAACCAGCUUCAAGAAAAGGGAGUGCAUUUAAUGGAAGAAAAUGAACGAUUAAGACAGCAGGUGGUAGAGACAUCAAAAGGUCAGAGAUCGAUGGCAGUGGCUCCCCGGGAUUCAGAGAACCUGUUGAACGAGGAAGGCGGCCUGUCCUCUGAGUCUGUCACUAAUGCCUGCAAGUAUCCUGGCACCCCACAAGAUUAUUAUGAAGAUUGCUCUGAUACUUCUCUUAAGUUGGGGUUGCCCUACACAGGCUGAAUGGAGAAUCCUAACCACUGGCUAAAGAGUCUUCUAACUUUUUUUUUUUUUUUGGGUACUCUGAUGAGAACAAGGGAUCGUUAACUGUACUAUUUAUAAUUGCAGUAAUUAUAUAUGUAUUAAGUACUUA
This is a messenger RNA of Ipomoea nil (Japanese morning glory), 1127 nucleotides long. RefSeq names its product MADS-box protein JOINTLESS-like. The coding region runs from base 293 to 997 and encodes 234 amino acids. The transcript has 8 exons. Gene Ontology annotation, molecular function: protein dimerization activity; DNA-binding transcription factor activity, RNA polymerase II-specific; RNA polymerase II cis-regulatory region sequence-specific DNA binding. Lineage: Eukaryota; Viridiplantae; Streptophyta; Magnoliopsida; Solanales; Convolvulaceae. The record is from RefSeq and is a predicted model, not a curated record. Gene Ontology annotation, biological process: positive regulation of transcription by RNA polymerase II. Gene Ontology annotation, cellular component: nucleus.